CCCAUUGGCUGCUGCUCCGCGUUAAACCCGCCAAUGGCGGGGCGACUUGAGGUUGCCGUGGUUACCGAUGCCGUGAGGGGGAGAUGGCGCGGCGCGGACCGGACGGGACGGACCCGAGCCGAGCCUAACCUGGCUUGGCCUGGCCUGGCCUAGCCGAGCUGUGCCGUGCCGUGCCUGGGGCGGCUCCGCCGGGACAGCCCGCGGGGACGGGAGGCUGGUCCGGCCCCGCCCGCCGGAGCCGUCGCGGUAUAAAAAAUACAUAAAAAAUAAAAAUGGGUGAACUGGACCAUGGAACGUUGUUUUCAGCUCAUAGGAUUAGUGGUGGAGACAAUUUGGUGGUUCCUGCCAGAAAUGCUCUUUGCAGCCAGAAGUACAAACCCAUUGACUACGAACAUCUGUAUGACCUUGCUGCAGAGGCAAAAAUGGCCUCUGCACAAAUUCAGUUAAAGAUUAAAAAAGCAGAACAAGUUUCAAAAAUUAGCAAAGAGCAAAUGCUGCUGAAACAGCAUCGUCAGGUGUGGUGGCAAGAGUAUAGGAAACUGAGUGACAGCAGGCAAAAAGCAGAAGAAGAAAUGAAGACUUUUCUUGAUGAAGAAAGCCAUAAGAGCAACUUUUUUUUUGAUUUGAGGGACUUGGAGCAGAAAUUGUCCAAGGAGUGGGACGCUUACCAAACAAACGCUUUAGUUCCUGUCUGUCAGCUAAAGGAGGAUUUGAAACUCCAGCUGUCUAAAAUGCAGCAUUACCUCUCAAAAGAAUCUUGUCAGAAACCCAAGAUCAAUUCAGCUGAGGUGUUACAGCAGAUCAAAUUUAUGAAGAAGCAACAGAAGGCAAUUUUGGAAAGUCUCAUCCUUGAGAGUCUGGCUUUGGAAAGAGAGCUCGAAGAGUACAAAGAAAAUGCAUUAGUGCACUCUUCUGAAGAGAAAAACGGGCUUUUCCUUGAAGUUCCUCCCGAGCUGCUGUCUCUGGAAUGCCCUUACCCUGACCUGAAGACCUUGGUGAUCGAGGAGUACCAGGAGCUCGCCAGUGGCUACUGGGCGAAGCUUCAGGAGGUGGAUCAGCAGCUGGAAGCUUUAUCUAGGAACAGUGACUGGAAGGAAGACGAUCAGUGGGUUUUCCAGACUGUUAUCAAUCAGUACCCAAGUGAUCUUCAGAGGAGGAGGACUUUGUACCUGGAUAUGCUGCAGAGGUAUCUUCCCCACAAAUCCAGGCAGGAGCUGGUGGCUCAUGAGAAGACUUGGGAUCAUUCCCACUCCAUCAGGAAUCGGCGCAGAGUCUUGCUGUUAACCUGGGCUCAGGUUAGGAAAGCCUUUGUCCUCAGGGCCAUGGCCACUGCUGCUGAAGCUGCUGCUGCUCGUGAGGCAGAAGUGGUGCUGGCUGAUUCCAGGCAAAAGCAACUGGAGAUCUGUGCUGAUCUGAAAGCAAAGGUUCUACAAUGGAAAGCACAGCAGGAAGAAGCUGCUAAACUAGAAGCUGCUGUAGCUGCCAGAAGAAAAGCAAAGGAAGAUGAGAGAGAAAGGCUACAGAGAGAACAGGAAACCAUUCGUAGAGCUCAGGAUAAAGAGAAACUGAAAAAAUACUGGGCUGAGAAAGAGCUCAAGUGGCAAGAACAGGAGGAGAGAGAUCUACAACAUCUGGAGGAACUGAGAAAAUUAAUGGCUGAACAAGCAGCCAAAGACAAAGAAAGGGUGCAGUUCCGACGAGCCCUGCUGGAGAAGCGGCUGCAGGAGAAGAAGGAGCUGGCCCUGCUCCAGGCCCGGCAGGAGGAGGAGAAGGAGAAGCGCCUGGCAGCGCUCCGGCAGCAGGUUGCCGUUGUUGCAAAAUUAGAUCCAGCCAGAGCAGUGGCUGACACGGUGGCAUCAAAAGCUCGGAUGGGCAUUGGAACCAACGCCGAGUCUGAGCUGCAGCAGCCCCUGUUCAGGUUGCACACGUACAGUGAGGAGCAGGUCAUUUCUGACCCCAGGCUCCGUGUCGAGCUCGCUCUCCGAGAAGCUGGACUGCAUAAAACACUUUAUGCAAGAGAGGUUUUGUCAAAACUUCCACCACCGAAGCUUCCAAGAAGAGACAUGGAAUCUACAGCUUUUGGAAUGUAGAGCACGUCUCAUCUGAGGGGCAGAGCAGCAUCAGGGCUCUGGGCUGGCCCACAGUAUGCAAACCUUCAAUUCCCUUGGCUUGUCCUAGAAGGGCUCAGUUCCCUGUGUGUGCACUCCAAGCCCUUCUGAGCUGUGCUGCACCACGUUCCACCUGCCCGCUGUGGGUCUGCAGAGGCUGGGCUCUGUGCUCCUGGAGGCUUGCCCACGUCCCUGGAGCUGGGACACCUUGCUGAGGGACUCCUACACACAGCCCAGGCCAGUCUGAUGUGCAGCACCUUGACUAGGAAUUCUUGGGAUUUAAUUGGCAGCAGAAGUCCAAAAUAGCUUUGCACAGCAGUUAUUUUAGAUUUUAUUAUGUUAUGUGAAUAAAUCCCACUAUUUUCUUCCAAGGUUUCUUGAGAAUUUGAUUCUUUUAGGUAUAAAAUCUUCAUUGCCAUGAAUGUUUCUAAUAUUCCUUGAUUAUAAGAUGAAACUUAAACCUUUGUCUAUAUUUAGAAGGCAACUUCCUGCAUCAUAUUUACUGCAAACCAGUCAUUCAAUUUCAUAUUGCAGAUUAGUUUUUCAGCAUAAAUUAUAAAUAGAGCUGGGAUCUUUAUUUCUUUAUUUUCUGGUGUGACAGACUCCUGAGACUGAGCACAGGAGCAGCAUAAUCCCAGUGUUGCAGCUGAGUUUAGUGGGGAAAUGCUGCAGAGCCUGCCCUGAGCUGGGGGAGUGAUGUCUUCUGGCCUCAGCCUUGGUGUGCUUGUGCUAAAAUUAACAACUCUGUGUAUAUUUGUGCUUUUUAUUUUGGUAUCUCCUUUGGGGUAACUCGUUAUUUUUAAAACACACUUGGCCACCUCAAACCAGCUAUUCCUGUGGGGAUAUUCCCUGGAUAUUCCUGUGGGGAGACCAGCAGUGCUCUGCUGUGGGGAACAGACUGGCUGUGAGACAAUUCCCAGAAAGGCAUCAUCCCAAACCUAGGCAGUUGAUUUUUUUUUUUUUCCCUUGCCUUUAAAAGCAGAUCUACACGAUAAAAAAAAUUUGCACCACUGAAAUUGAGAUUAUAGUUGUCAUAUUUUAUAAAUACCAAGAUGUUAAUGAAAAAGAAAGUUUAAAGGGAGCAGACAUUGGUUUUGAAAUAGCGGGCACGGAUUUUUAGGCUGAGACUUGUGGUUAUUUUCAUGUCUGUAAUUUCUCAGGGUAGAGACUGAGUAGAAGUCUAUAGAAGUCUGGGCUACCUCAGUACAACGAUAAGUCAGGGCCUUUAGUGAUACAGUGAGGCCAGAGUGAGGAUUUUGGUGGGGGGCUUCACGUAACAGUGGAGCAUGGAGAACAUGCAGGUCAGUAAAAGGGUACUCACACAGCACUACCAAGGCUGCUUGUGCCAGGAGACCCCUUGGCUGCUCCCCAGCCUGGCCAGACACCUCUUUCCUGCUCCCGUGGGAAGGAGGUGGAUGUUUCACCCUACUUCAUAAUCCUCACUUUAGUAUCGGUCACAACUGAUCAGAACCCUUCAGGAAAUGGAGAUGCUUACAAUGACAUUGGUUUUCAUGAUAAAUCUUUCUACACUUGAACAACAACAACAACAACAACAACCAAAUU
Molecule: messenger RNA, 3671 nt
Organism: Vidua macroura (Pin-tailed whydah)
Lineage: Eukaryota; Metazoa; Chordata; Aves; Passeriformes; Viduidae
Gene: CCDC148
Product: coiled-coil domain containing 148
Exons: 15
Coding region: 273-2090 (605 amino acids)
Source: RefSeq, a predicted model, not a curated record